Aspergillus fumigatus Af293 is the source of this 1512-nucleotide messenger RNA. It is a transcript of the gene mkk2, whose product is annotated as putative MAP kinase kinase (Mkk2). Gene Ontology annotation, biological process: protein phosphorylation. The record is from RefSeq and is a predicted model, not a curated record. Gene Ontology annotation, molecular function: protein kinase activity; ATP binding. NCBI's taxonomy places the organism in Eukaryota, Fungi, Ascomycota, Eurotiomycetes, Eurotiales, Aspergillaceae.
AUGUCGUCCUCGCCCGUUCCUCUCCUCAGACCACCAGUACCUGGCAAUCGCGGCAACGGACCUCGACCUCCAAAACUCACGCUGGGCAUUCCUCCAUCCCCGAACAGCAGACCCGUCGACGGGAAUGGCGUCGGCCCCGCCGCCGCAGCUCCCGAAGCUCCCCAGCCUCAGCGACCGUCUACUCGUCCCGCUCCUCCUCAACUGCGACUUGCGACCCCCAUGGGCAGCAGCUCGGAUGUGCCCCAGGAAGUGCCUCGACUGGCCAAUGGCAGACCAGCCCCUCCGCCUCUGGCAACCACGGGGUUGAAUGAAUCAACCGGACAUUCGAGAUCCAGCAGUUUUACGUACCUGGAUGGAAAAGCUAGUGGCCCGGCGUCCGCAUCGUCGUCGAAUUACUCUGCACUCUCAUUCGCCAUGGGUCUCCGGCAACCGCAUGGCAGCACUCCAGAUCCCUCGUCUGCGAUCAGCUCGGUGUACUCCGACAGGGAGGGAGGUGUGCAGAUGGAGCGCGAUAACAGCGUCAACGGACUUCUUCCCGAUUUGGAUAAGUUGAGUCUGGAAAAGGGCAGGCCCCUCGACGUUGAUGAUUUGGAUGAUGAAGGUUGGCUGGCUGCAAGUGAGCAAAAGAAGAUUAUUGAGUUGGGUAGUCUGGGUGAGGGCGCUGGUGGUGCCGUCACACGAUGCAAGCUGAAGGACGGCAAGACCGUCUUUGCCCUGAAGAUCAUCACGACCGACCCCAACCCAGAUGUGAAGAAGCAGAUCGUUCGAGAACUCAACUUCAAUAAAGACUGUGCGUCAGAGCACAUCUGCCGCUACUACGGCGCUUUCAUGGACAAGUCGACGGGAACAAUCUCAAUUGCGAUGGAGUUUUGCGAAGGAGGAAGUUUGGACAGCAUUUACAAGGAGGUCAAGAAAUUGGGGGGCCGAACAGGAGAGAAAGUACUCGGCAAAAUCGCCGAAGGUGUUCUGAAUGGCUUGACAUACCUACAUAGCAGGAAGAUUAUCCAUCGAGAUAUCAAACCCUCAAACAUUCUCCUGUGUCGAAACGGCCAAGUGAAGCUCUGUGACUUUGGCGUCAGCGGCGAAUUCGGGACCAAGGGAGACGCCAACACAUUCAUCGGCACAUCUUACUACAUGGCUCCCGAACGAAUCACCGGCCAAUCCUACACCAUUACAUCUGACGUUUGGUCCCUUGGUGUGACGCUGCUGGAGGUUGCGCAGCAUCGUUUCCCGUUCCCUGCCGAUGGCACCGAGAUGCAGCCAAGAGCCGGAUUGAUAGAUCUUCUUACAUACAUCGUUCGCCAACCCAUCCCCAAGCUGAAAGAUGAGCCCGAAAACCGUAUUCGCUGGUCCGAUAACUUCAAGUACUUUAUUGAAUGCUGUCUCGAAAAGGAACCUCCACGAAGAGCUACACCAUGGCGGAUGCUGGAACAUCCCUGGAUGCUAGACAUGAAAAAUAAAAAGGUCAACAUGGCCAACUUCGUCCGGCAGGUGUGGGGCUGGCAAGAUUGA